This is a messenger RNA of Solanum dulcamara, 2352 nucleotides long. RefSeq lists its product as uncharacterized. Bases 96 to 2123 code for a protein of 675 amino acids. Gene Ontology annotation, biological process: regulation of DNA-templated transcription. The transcript has 5 exons. The record is from RefSeq and is a predicted model, not a curated record. Lineage: Eukaryota; Viridiplantae; Streptophyta; Magnoliopsida; Solanales; Solanaceae. Gene Ontology annotation, cellular component: nucleus.
UUCCCCACAAAGCCUGUGUAGUGUGCGGCCUUUCUGUCUCUCCCACAAAUACCUUUUUCCGACCGUUGGGGGUUUUCAGAGAGAAGAAGAAGAAAAUGGGUGUUCGUGGGAGGAAAAGAGCUGCUCCGGUGAACAUCGAUGACAAUACCCAGAAAAAUUCUGAGUAUGAACAGUUGAGGGAAAAAAGAAUCAAGGAAAAUCUUGAGAGGAUGCAAAAGUUGGGGAUUUUUGAAAUAUCACUCAAACUCAAGCCUGUUAGGACACCCAUCGCUCGCAAAACCCCUCAGCGUCUCUCUCCUUUGCAGCCUCCUGGACCCACUCGCCGUUCCUCCAGGCUGCAGAAUGCAACACCAAUUAGCUAUUCAGAGGUGCAUGUGUCGAAGAAUGACAACUCUCUGGAUGGUGAGCAUCAUUUGUUGAGGGAGGAAGGGUCAAAGCCAGAGAUUUACACGGAAGAACAUGAGAAAUUGUUGGGUACCACUGAUUUGAGCUGGACUUUUUUUGUGGAUGGAUACGGAAAUGAUGGGAAGAGAAUCUAUGAUCCAUUCAAGGGGAAAACAUGUCAUCAAUGCCGACAGAAAACUCUUGGUCAUCGUACUCAUUGCAGCAAUUGCCAAAUGGUUCAAGGACAAUUUUGUGGAGAUUGCUUGUAUAUGAGAUACGGAGAACAUGUACUUGAAGCGAACAAGAAUCCCAACUGGAUUUGCCCUGUUUGUCGAGGAAUUUGCAACUGCAGCUUGUGCCGGCAAGCAAAAGGUUGGGCUCCUACUGGUGCUCUCUAUAGGAAGAUUGCUGGACUGGGCUAUAAGUCAGUUGCACAUUAUCUAAUUCAAACCCAUCGAGCUACUGUCAGUACCGAGAACAACUUGACACCAUUCUCUGCAAAAAGAUCACUACCUUUCUCAGAUAUGGAAGGUACAACGAAAGAUGAGGGACUUUGUGAGAUGAAACCAGUGGCAUAUGAUGCCAAUGAGCCCAACUUAGCUCCCGAAAGGAGCACAGAGUCCUUGCUGAAGUCCAUUGCUGAACCCUUAUUACUACCGAAACAUGAUCGUGAAAACAGUGUUACAAUUCUUGUGCUCUCAAGUGACAAUGUAGGGUACUUCUCAGCAGACAACAAAUCAGGAAAUGAAAAUGCCGUGCUGGUAGGCAGCUCAUUGACUUCUCAAACAGAGGUGAAACCGGUGGAAUAUGAUGGCAAUGACCCCAACUUAGCACUAGAAAGUAGCUCAGAGCCCUUGCUGAAGUCCAUCGUUGAACCCUUGUUACUACUGAAACAUGACUCUGACAACAGUGGUAAAAAUCUUUUGCUCUCAUGUGACAAUGCAGGAAACUUCUCAGCAGACAACAAAUCAGGAAAUGAAAAUGCCGUGCUUGUAGGCAACUCAUUGACUUCUCAAACAGAGGUGAAGCCAGUGGAAUAUGAUGGCAAUGAGCCCGACUUAGCACCAGAAAAUAGCACUGAGACCUUGCUGAAGUCCAUCGUUGAACCCUUGUUACUACUGAAACAUGACUCUGACAACAGUGGUACAAAUCUUGUGCUCUCAAGCGACAAUGUAGGGAACUUCUCAGCAGACAACAAAUCAGGAAAUGAAAAUGCCGUGCUGGUAGGCAACUUAUUGACUUCUCAAACAGAGGUGAAACCAGUGGAAUAUGAUGGCAAUGAACCCAAAUUAGCACCAGAAAGUAGCACAGAGCCAUUGCUGAAGUCCAUUGUUGAACCCUUGUUACUACUGAAACAUGACUCCGAAAACAGUGGUAAAAAUCUUGUGCUGUCAUGCGACAAUGCAGGAAAUUUCUCAGCAGACAACAAAUCAGGAAAAGAAAAUGCCGUACUGGUAGGCAGUGCAUUGACUUCAAGUGCACCACCCGUGCUUACUGAAUUGAAUGAUGUUUACAAAGGUGAGUCACAACUUGGUUAUGAAUUUGACAUUGGACAAAUCCAAUCAAAAGAACAGAAAGAAGACGGCAGUUGUGUCUUGGUUAACAAAAACUGUGAUGUGGUUGCACCAGAAGCAAGUUCAAAGUCGAAGAAGAAGCCUUGUUGGGCUGCUGCACCGGUCGUUGAUACUAUUGCUGGAAGACUAAGGCAAAGACGUGGAAGAAGCAAUGUGGAAGCAUAACAAUAUCUCGGGUAACAAAUAGUGGGAUGGUCUUUUGCACCUGAAACAGUUUGUGACAUUUAAUGGUAAAGCAUAUUUGCUGUGAACUCAUUGUGACAGUGAACAAUGGUCUUGGUGGCUGGUUUUUGCUAAAUGUAAUACAACCUGUGUAAGGGUGUCUUUUUGCAGAACUUUUUAAACUAACUUAACUGAAGUGAUGGAACCAAUAUGAAAUCUGCUUUUGAGGUGA